This is a messenger RNA of Rotaria socialis, 1812 nucleotides long. The record is from the annotation of a GenBank genome assembly. Lineage: Eukaryota; Metazoa; Rotifera; Eurotatoria; Philodinida; Philodinidae.
AUGGCACGAAGAAAUGAAUCAUCAACGAUUAAAGCAAAUCGAUAUUGUCGUCCAGAAGACGAAAUCAAUAUCUUAUUAAUGGGACAAACAGGUGUUGGAAAAUCAACAUUUAUAAAUGGUUUAGCUAACUAUCUCUGUAAGGAUACAUUAGACGAAGCAGUUAACAAUAGAAUGCAAGCUAUAAUUCCGUCUUCAUUCAAUUUUACUCAUUCAGACACUUCUGAACAGAAAAUGAUUAUUAUUGGAGAAGAAAAUGAACAUGAAAAGUUUAGCGUACUAGGUCAAUCAUGUACACAACAAUGUCGAAGUUUUAUUUUACCAGUAGGUAAUAGAAAUUUACGAAUAAUUGAUACACCAGGUGUGGCGGAUACGCGAGGUCUUGAGCAAGAUGCCAAAAAUUUUCACGAAAUUCUAACUUAUAUAUCUCAAUAUGAACAUUUAAAUGCAAUUUGUAUUCUAUUAAAACCAAAUGAAGAGAGAUUAACUAUACUUUUUAAAUUUUGUAUUCAAGAACUUCUUCGACAUAUACAUUUAAGUGCAAAUGAAAAUAUUAUUUUUAUUUUUACAAAUAUUCGUUCAACAAUGUUUGCACCAGGAAGUACAAGUCACAUCCUUAAAGUACUCUUAGAUCAAUAUAAAACAAAUUAUCAAGUUGAUGUACCUUUCAAAAGAAAUAAUACUUUCUUAUUAGAUAAUGAAGCAUUUCGAUUUUUAGCUGUACGCCAAAAUGGAAUUCAAUUAAGCGAUGAGCAAACAGCAAGCUAUCAAAAAAGUUGGGAUUACACUAUUAAAGAAUAUUCUCGUCUUGUGGGCUACAUUGCUACACGUUCAAUGCAUGGCAUUCUUGAUACACUUUCACUUAAUGAAGCUGAACAAGUGGUUAGAAAACUUACACGUCCAAUAGCUGAAACAGCCAAACUUAUUGAACAAAAUAUUCAACUUGCCAAACAACACAAAGACAAGGUUCUUAAAAAUCCACAACUUGCCUCAAAAGGCAUACCACAAAAUGAUGCCGCUAUUGUGAAACUGUCACACCCACGUACAGUAUGUCGUGGGGAAAAGUGUUGCCGAGUUGUUAAUAUUAACAAUGAACAAAAAACGGAAUACACAUCUAAGUGUCAUGAUAAAUGUUAUUUGAAAGGUGUUGUACAAGAAGCUGUUAAUGAUAUAAGAAUAUCUCACUGUGAAGUAAUCGACGUUAUGACAGGUAAUUGCUUAACAUGUGGUUGCCAUUGGGAAAAACAUCAUCAUAUAACGUAUGAAUAUCAAACAAAUCUGACUCAUCUAAAUGAAAAUGCCUCAUUAAGUGAUAUUGAUAAAUAUAUUACUAGUUUACGAAAUGAACAAGAGCAAAUCAAAGAUGUCUAUAAAAAGCUGGCCAAAUUUCUUCAUGCUAAUGCUAUUCUUCCAUUAAAUGAAGAUAUUCUUGAAUAUCUUCAACAGUUUAUUCAUGAAGAAAAAAUGAAAAAUAAUGCUGGUGCCCGAAAUGCUGAUGUUAUUGAUGCUCUACAAAAAAUGGUGGACGAUCAUAAAAAAGAAAUGGAAUUGUUUAAAGAAACGAUAAAAAAUGGAAGAGACCGGCCAAAUGCAAAGGAUGUACUUCAACCUGCAGAGAUAUUUCCUUUAGUUGGAACUCUUUAUCAUUUACCAAUUAACGGGAAAAAAAUUCGUGAGCAAGUUGAUGGAUUGAAACUAAGUCAAGAUAAUAUCAAAAGAGACCGAGAGAUUUAUCUGGAAUUACCAGCACAAGCCAAUUCAUCAAAAGUUAUGCUUGCAUUUAAAACUGCUAUCCCUCCUAGAGAACGAUUUUAA